Molecule: messenger RNA, 1785 nt
Organism: Phymastichus coffea
Lineage: Eukaryota; Metazoa; Arthropoda; Insecta; Hymenoptera; Eulophidae
Gene: Sap30
Product: histone deacetylase complex subunit SAP30 homolog
Exons: 3
Coding region: 780-1463 (227 amino acids)
Biological process (GO): regulation of DNA-templated transcription
Cellular component (GO): histone deacetylase complex
Molecular function (GO): transcription coregulator activity; protein binding
Source: RefSeq, a predicted model, not a curated record
AGCCGUAUAGCACGUAAUAAUUUUUUGGAGCAUGAAUGCUCCAUUUUCCAGUCAGCUGGUUUAAAAUACAUAUAAUGAGAGUCAAGUUACAAAUAAACCAUGAAACUGUAACUUAACCUCGAAACAAAUGAUGGUAUCCGUCAAGUCUACAAAUUUUAGCUGUAAACAACAGGGUGCGACUCUACUUAUUUGCAUAUCGAACACAACUGCGGGCAGGUAUUUGAUUAGAACAGCUAAUGACAAAAGAAAUCUUAGCCGCGUCACCAUUUAAACUCACUGCUGCCAACGAAAUAGCAAGAAGAUAUUAGGCUUGCUGGACUUGAUUGCUUGACUUUUUCGACUCGUAAUUCAUUGUCUUUGUUCAAUGUCUAUCCCACCCAGCUGUUCCUUCUCGCUACAGCCCACGAGAGCGUUCAGAACAGAGAACGAAGUAUAGCAUCAGCAGCAUUCAGACGAAAUAGGCAGGCGGACCAAGAAAGCCGAAAUUUCAGCGCCGAACUACGCACAUACUUGUUUUCUACGCGCUUCGCUUGACACAUAUGCUCUUGCCUGCUGAUCGUGUACGCAUCUCCGAUAUUUUCUAUCAAAAGUUUGCCGGGUGGUAUAUGCUUCUCCAGUUAAAUAGUGGUGUAUCUUCGUUUAACAGAGAGAAGCCGGCCAACUUACGAGAAAGGUCCACGAGCACGCGACGGAGAACGCAGAUACGCACGAGUUUUUAGUGAGAAAUGUGCAUACAGCGAUGCCGGGGAGAGUAGUGUGAAAAGUGGUAGCCACUGUGGAUGGCAGCAGGUGAAAAGUCAGUAGCGUGGUGCGCGACACCUUUUCUGUACGCCUCUUCGACUGCGAAAGCAGCCACUACAAUCAGCACGACGACGACGACGACAUCGAUAGCGAGUACACUAGCCGGGACCUCGGUAGCUAAUGCUAUUAGCAGAAUGAAUGGUUUUAGUACGGGCGAGGAGGACUCGCGGGGGGCCGCCGAUCAGAUUUGCAGUCUCGUCGACGAGGGCGUCAGAUGUGCCAGGCAAGCGGGCAAUGCAUCGUACAGCAAGAGAAUACAAAAGACCGUCACCCAGAGAAGGCUCAAGCUCAACCUUGACAGCAUGGCAAGGCACAUAUACAUGUGUGAUUAUCACAAACAAGUAAUUCAGUCUGCUCGUACAAAACAACAACACCAAAGGAGGAGGAAAGAGUCAGAUGAUGAUUCUGGGGAAACAGAUCAAGACGUACCUGAAGUUGACCUAUAUCAACUGCAUGCUGGUACACUUAGGAGAUAUAAGCGUCAUUAUAAAUUACAAACAAAACCUGGAUUGAACAAAGCACAGUUGGCUGAUAUUCUCACGAAGCAUUUUAAAACGAUACCAAUUGUUGAGAAAGACACACUAAGUUUUUUCUUCUACACAGUUAAAACUAAUGCAAAUAAGCUGGAUCAAAAAAAUGGUUUGAGUAAUGAUACAUCGUAGCCUUGGUUCUAGUAUUGAGCGUCACUAAAUGUCAUUUAUUUAGUGAGAUAUAAAAAUUUAUAUUUAGCUUUUUACACGUUGAUAAGAGUAGAUUAUUUUGUAAAAGUAUGUGUAAACUAUAAAGAUAGAAUUAUUCUGUGUUUUAGGUAUAAGUCUUUCACUCUAAAAGUACUAAUAAUAAUAUUUCAAAUGACAAUAUGUUUUAAUAAAAUUAUGUUAAUAUUUUAAUGAAUAUCUCAUGUGAUUGUACAAAUAUUUACAUUUACUUCUAACUCAUGACAAGUCUUGUUCUGACAAAACUUGUAUACUCUUUUUUUUGUCU